Molecule: messenger RNA, 3448 nt
Organism: Dimorphilus gyrociliatus
Lineage: Eukaryota; Metazoa; Annelida; Polychaeta; Dinophilidae
Source: the annotation of a GenBank genome assembly
AAUGAGCUUUCCUCGCGCUUCUAUUAAGAGAUUUAACGAUAAUUCAAAUGACAAUCCAGCUCCAGGUAGCUAUGAUCCAAAGGCUAAAUCUAAAAUUCCGUCAGCGUUCAUUGAUACUGGUGGGAAAAGGUUCGUUGAUAAAGUUGAUGAAGAUGGAUCUCUUCGAAGAGCCAGUAGUGCUCAUUCACUUUCCACAUGUUCCAGUGGAUCUUUAAAUAACCUAGCAUUGAUUAAUUGCACACCUUCAAAGAGAAAAGACAACGAUGGUUUUAAAAUACCUUGCGACUUUGCUAUGUCAAGUGGUCAAGAGCAGAAAAUUAAACGAUUGGAAAAAGAGUUAGACGAAAAAGAACGGCAAAUAUCAAAAAUUCAAAUCGAGUGUAACGAUCUUCAAGUGAAACUAAAGUCAGUCAACGAUAGAGGCAAAAAGGAGCAAUCAUUAAUGAAGGAAAAUGAGAAAUUAAAGAGCCAAGUUGAAGAAUUAAAAAAAAAAAUAGCUAAACUUGAAGCCGAAAAACGAAACUGUGAAGAAGAAUUAAAAGAAGCACGUAAUUUAUUAAAUAAAUUUGAAAAAGAUCUCACAAGUGUACAAAAAGAAAACAGUUCAGUUAAAGAAGAUGGAGAGCGGUUUAAAAUUGAAAUUUCUGAUCUUAGACAGAUAACCUCUCGUCUGGAAUCUGAUAAACAAGCAUUGAAAGAGAGUUAUGAAAAACUGGGCAAAGAUAUGGACUCACUAAAAACAGAUAAAUCUUGUCUAGAAGAGAAAAAUUGUCUGCUCAACUCCGAUCUCGAAGAAGUAAGGAAACAAUUAGAGUCUUGUAAAAUAGGUUACGAGAAACAAGAACAAGAAAAUAAGGAAAUUUUUACAAAGUGUAAAAUGGAACUAAAAGAAGAAGUAUACUCAUUAUUAAAAAAUUUGUCUAAUUGCGAAGGGGAAAAGAGCAAAUUAGAAGCAAUGCUAAAAGAGGUUCAAAUUGAAUUGGAUAGCUGUAAAGAAGGCUUUGAACGAUACAAACAUGAGCUUGAAGCUAAUAUUAGCCAAUAUAAAUUGGAUUUGAGCAAAACUGAAGAAGAGAAGAGCAUACUUUUAUGUAAUUAUCAAGAUAUUCAAAAGGAAUUUGACUCAUUCCGUAAAUCAAAGGUAAAGAGUGUAACAGACGAAUUGGAAUCUGUAAAAGGAGAGCUUAUAAUCCUAAAGAAAGCUUCUGAGGAUUUACACUCGGAAGCCAUUUUAAAAACAAAAACAGUUGAGCAAAGAAAUGAUAUUUUAAAACGUUCUGUUCAGAUUUUACAAGAAAAGAAUGGAGAAUUUGAAAAAAGUAUUUUACAUCUCGUUAGAGAGAAUGAAGAUAUAUCAUUCGAAUUAUUAUCUUUUAAGAAACAAAGUGAAAAACUAAAUGCUACUAAUCUCGCUAUAGACGAGGAAUUACAAGCAAAAAUUAAAGAAAAUAAAGAUCUCUUUGAUAAGCUGGGGGAAGCAGCUGAUAGCAUUAACAAAUUGGAGAAAGAUAAAAUAAUUAUUGGAGAAAACCUACAGCAAAGCUUAAGUGAGAAUAAUACUUUGAAAAGCAGUCUUGAAUCUCUGGGAGAAAAUUAUAGCAACGCUUGCAAAGGCCUACAGGAACAAGCCGAUGAAUUGUUAGAGUUGAAGAAUAAGUUGAGCAACACUGAAGAUGAAAAGAAAGAAAUAGAAAAGUUAAAAGAUGAUAUUGAAAAUGAAAAAGUGAAUAUUGAGAACAUAAGAGACGAAAUGGAAAAGGAUUUGACAAAUACAAAACAAUUAUUGACAGCAAAAGAUACAGAUAAUCAAAAAUUACAAACAAAUAUCGAAGCAAUGGAAAGAGAUCUGUUGGAUAGGAAUAAACAAUUAGAAGAUAUAACCAACGACAAAUGUAAACUGGCAGAAAACUGCGAACAAUUGGAAAAGGAUUUGAUAGAAACGAAACAAGAAUUGGAAAAUACAAACAAGGAUAGAUGUAUAUUGCAAGCAGAUUAUGAAGAAUUGGCAAAGAUAAAGCAAACACUGGAAAAAGAUUUAUUACAAACUAAACAAUUAUUGGAAAGUAAGAAUAUUGAAAAUUGCAAAUUGCAGCAAGAUUUCAAAGAUAUGGAGAUAAUAAAAGAAAAAUUAGAGAAAGAUAAAGUAGAAACAAUUCAACUGUUGGAUUGUGCGAAUGAGAGUAAAGUCAAAUUGCUUGCUGAUUAUGAGGAAUUGAAGAGAGAUAGUGAUGUAAUUAUACAAAAUAUGACCUCUGAAAAAUUAAAUUUACAGGAAAAAGUUAAAAAAUUAAAUUCAGCCAUUGAAGAUAUUAAUUUGGAGCAUUUGACACUUAAAGAAGAGACUAGAGUGUUAAGUGAUGAAACUGAAUCACUUUGUCGGAACUUACAGGAAGAGAAUGAAAAACUUACGCAAGAACUUCAAGCAGAAAAAACGACGUUGGAAACAGUUUGUCGAAAAUUGUACGAUACCAUAACAAAGUGGAAUGGUGAGGUUGAAAGAAGCACAACUCUGUCAAUGGAGCUUGACGAAAAAAUCUUUUCUAUUAGUAAAUUAAACAGAGAAACCGCUACAAAAGACGAGGAAAUUAUGGAGUUAAAGCAACAAGUUAACGAGUCGUUAUCUAGGUGUGAAAAAUAUGAAUGCUUUGUUAAUUCAACAAUGGAGUUUUUGGGAGUAAAAGGUCAAUUUGUUGAUUCCAUUCUAUUAAAAAUAAUCUCAGAUUGCAAGGAAAAGAAAGAUAAAUUAGAAGUUGAAAAUGAGCAUUUAUCAUCUGAUUUAAAAUCGACUAACAAACAACUGAAGGAGAUGAAAGCUAAAAUUGACUUCAAUAAGAAUAGUAUUGAAGAGUAUAACUAUCUAUUAGAUGAAAAAUCAAAAAGAAUAGAAAAUUUGGAAGAAGAGUAUCUUGCGCUUAAAAUAUCAAGACAGAAUAUAGCAGAUGAAUAUGUGGCAUUAAAUACGGAAAAAAGCAGGGUGGAAGCUUAUGUAUUAGAUCUCGAAGAGAACCUGAAGACUUUAAAGAGUUGUUCGACAGAGCAGGCUCAACCUUAUAUAGACGAAAGAGAUUCUGCACUAGAAAAACUGGAGGAAAUUAGGGAGAAGGCCGAACAUUUUAGGAAAUUAUACGAACAACUUCGAAAUGAAGUUGAACCUUUUCAGGAUCACUUAAAAUUAUUACAACAAGCUAGAUCAGAAGCUAAAAACGAUGCUGCUAAAAUGGCCGAAUUAUACGGGCAACUGUUAGGCCAUCAUAAUCAUAAACAAAAGGUUCAACACGUAAGAAAGAUAGUAUUGGAAAAGCAACAACUAAAAGAAGAGAUACUUAUGCUUAGGGAGAAAAUGUCUAAAUUAGAAAGUCGUAAUAGAAAUUUAGAAAGUCAAGUUGUACAAGGAAAAAAGAAAUUUGGAAAAGAGAAUGAAAAUAACCAGCACAAUCUUAAAGAUUGA